Seriola aureovittata is the source of this 2027-nucleotide messenger RNA. RefSeq lists its product as uncharacterized. The transcript has 13 exons. The coding region runs from base 13 to 1458 and encodes 481 amino acids. NCBI's taxonomy places the organism in Eukaryota, Metazoa, Chordata, Actinopteri, Carangiformes, Carangidae. The record is from RefSeq and is a predicted model, not a curated record.
UGUUCUGACAAAAUGGAUGGCUACAUUACGAUACACAAUACAAUGUGUUUCGGAGCAAUUCUACUGCAGUAUUUUCGGGAUUUUGUGACUAAAGAGGCAAAGAGUAGAAUAACCACCUACUACAAUACCCAGAAUACUCCUGCGGAUACGUCAUACGCAAUCACGUCGCCGUUGUGGGCUCCUGGAUUUAAAAGUGGAGUCGCAAGGUUUUCUAUACACUCAGACAUGAACUGGGACAAUCAGCUGAGCUGUAUCCUGUCUGAAGCGGAUGGCAGCGUUGCAAAGAUGAGGGAAAGACUGACCUCACCAGGGAAAUUCUCUAAAGGAGGCGAAGAUUUGUAUCCCAUGAGGGAGCGGAUUCAUGAUUCGGAUUUGGACCCUCCUGCUCUUCCCCCUCGAGCCCCCCUUCUCCGACAGCCUUCCCCAUCUCUCAGUCCUGGUGUGCAGUGGGCAGACCUAACGGCUAUCCAAUCACAACUCCAGAUACAGAGCCAGGCAAUUGAGUCCCUCACCCAGCACAUCCAUGACAUGGAAAGGGAGAGACAGUCACAACAACGUCACAUCCAGACGCUACAAGAGGAGGUUCACCGGCUGCAUGAGGCACUGAGGGAGAGUGAAAGAGCGAGGGACGAAUCAAAGAGGGGCCAAAGUCCAGGAGCAGAGAGAAGGAUGGAACAGUGGAGGAGAGAGGUGGGACGUGAGCUGAGCAGUCUUCGGGGACACAUCACCAGAGCCACGUCGCUAGGCAACCUGGAGGAAAGUUUCAGCUCAAAGCUUCGCCGAGAGGAACUGGAGCACCUGCGGAGAGAGGUGGACCAACUGAAAGCACGGCUAAGGAGACAGGAGGAGGACGUGUUCCUCCAGCAGGCAGAGGCCAGAGAGACCAGGAGACAGUACGAACGCAGCUGCAAGACACUGGAGGAGCUAACAGACAGCUACAGAACUCACAGCACUGAUCUGGCAAAGACUGUUUCUCAGUAUUCACACACACAGCAAGAGGUCCGCCAGAUCAGAACAGUUGUGUCAGAACUGAAGGAGGAGGUCCGGACGCUUGUUCUUCGAGAACGUGCACCAACACCUUCACUGUCAGCACACACAUCAGGGGCAUUACCACUCGCACUCCCACAUGGUCACAGUAGAAGUGUCAGAGUUGACAGAGUUGUGGAGCCAGACUCAGACUCAGAAGAGUUUAGUCCAACACCCAGCCUGGCCGAGGUCAGCUCAGAUGAUCUGUCAUGGCUGGAUGACAAAGAGCCCGCUCUGCAUCAGAAGCCACGGGUGCAUCUGAGUGUUCAGUCCAGACGGAGCAACUUUGCUGGUCCAGGAUCUGAUCUAGAGGAUGGCCAUGAUGAUGGCCAUGAUGAUGAUGAUGAUGAUGAUGAUGAUGAUGAUCUCGAUCUCCUUGACAACAUUGUUAACCCAGAUUUAGGAUCUGACCUAAGUCUUGAUGACCUCUGACCUGUUCUAAGAAGGAAUCUGAUGAGUGAUGGGGUUUUGAUUCCUGGUAAUGCAGUUGAAGUGAGGACAAAGAGAAAUCAAACAUCAUUAACAUCAAGGCGCCCACAUCCCCACCCCCACCCCCACCCCAACCCCAACCCGACCUCCACUGUGAUUUCUUUAUAUAUACAGCUCAGUUAAGGCAGUCAAGAGUCCCUUUAUGCUGUCUUGUCUGACAUGAGUCACACUGUGCCAGGCCUGGUGUCAAGCUGUUAAAUAUUUCAGCAUCCAGACACCCCCCAUCGAGGAUCCCAGACCACAGUGCAGAGCCAUGGGGGAGCUGAUGGGCAGGUUAGGUGUUCAGCAGGGUGUGCAUAUGGUGGCUUGGAUCACAAAAGUGACCACAGACACUUUUCAGCUCAUCUAACUAGGCAGGUUGUCUUACUAAUCAGUAGUGAGCAAAGGAAGACCCAAAUAAAAAACAAUAAAUGGCACGGCGCAGUGACAGCAACAGUAUUUUAAGAAACCUCUUCUUACACUCUUCUUGUACAGCUGUUAAUAUCAUGGUCAAAGACAUUUCAUGAAGAAAA